AUGAAGGCGUUAUACCUAGUGUUGGCGCUUUGCCUGAUGCCAUGCUGCAGUCAGUUCAUAGACGACAUGCAGAUAUUCGAGUCGGCGUGCCUCGGAGAAGAAAUCUACCAGUGCCUCGGCGGUGGCUGUGUUGCCUCGCACCAAUAUUGUGAUGGCAACAUCGAUUGUGAUGAUGGUAGUGAUGAGAAUUUUUGUGUGGACCAUCGACCAGAUGCGAUCCUAUGCAAUCAAACGCACCAGUACCUCUGUUUGGACCAGAAGCGUUGCAUCCCCAACACUUGGAUCUGCAAUGGAGACGUCGACUGCGAAGAUAGUAGCGACGAAGCCAACUGUACCACGCUACCGGAGAUUACUAAGAAUUCUACAUGCAAGGGUUUCGUGUGCGACGGCGGCCGCUGCAUCUCUCGCCUGUGGACUUGCGAUGGGUCAUACGACUGCAGAGACAGGACCGACGAGGAUAUUGAUACCACUUGCAGACACGCACUUCUUCCCCACACGGUCAAUGAUGGCGUGGAAUGUCGAGAGUUUCCCGGACUUGGUUCACGUAAUUACAAAUGUCUGGAUUCGUCUUUCUGCUUGGCACAGGAUCAGAUGUGCGAUGGCAUACAUGACUGUAGAGACGGCAGCGAUGAAGGAAAAUUCUGUGAUCAAUGGCAUACUAUGUGUGCCAACUUCUCUUGUGGAGGUAACAAUACGGCUUGCAGCCCGGAGCGCCAGGGACCCACGUGUAUUUGUCUGCUCUCUAAUUCUAUGCUGCAGUACAACUAUACUACGAAACGGUGCGAGAACGUGAACGUGUGCCAGCAAGCGAGGCCGCAGUGUUCCCAUUCUUGCGAGAAUAAAAAUGGUUAUUUCGUUUGUCAAUGCGAAACGGGAUAUGUGAAAGACGCUCUGGAAUACCUCUGUUACGCUCCAGGACCAGAAGCUAUAUUAUUCUUCAGUACCCGCAACGAUAUUCAAUAUGUGACCCUUAAAUCCAAACAACAUGUUAAACUAACGCUCGCAACUGGAAUUAAACAGGCUCACGGCGUAUCGUACGACGGCAACUAUAUCUACUGGGUUGAGACAGCGCAGGGCCACCAGUCUAUAGUCAGAUCUAAUAUCAAUAACUUUCAGGAGUCUCAAGAGGUCUUAGUUGCUCUGGGUUUGGAAGAUCCUGGUGAUAUCGCAGUGGACUGGCUAGGUGGCAACAUAUACUUCAGCGAUGCAGAACGAGGCAUUAUCUCGGUCUGCAAAAGCGACGGGUCCAUCUGCAAGACCAUACACACGGAGACCAGACAUCCUAAAUACGUCACGCUUGAUGUGAAACGAGGGAAAAUGUUCUGGUCGGAUUGGCACAACCAGGCCAUCAUCAUGCAGGCAAGAAUGGAUGGUACAGACGCUCAAGUCCUGGUACAUGAUCUCGCUGGCUUCGCUACUGGUCUUUCUAUGGACGCUCCAAAUCAACGACUCUACUUCGUGGAUAAGACCAUCAAAGUUGUCAAGGUCGAUGAUGGAAAGGUUUAUUCUCUAUUCAACGAGCCGUUCCAUCAUCCAUAUUCUAUUGCUGUAUUCGAGAACACGGUCUUUUGGAGCGACUGGGCUUCAAACAGCAUCCUCAGCGCAGACAAACUGCACGGCAGUACUGAGAAAAGAAAUCUUCUUCUGUCACUUGAUUUGCCCGUUUUCGACAUGCACAUAUAUCAUCCAGUGAUGCAAAAGCACGCGACGAAUCCUUGCCAGUACGCUGGCUGCACGCACUUGUGUCUGCUGACCUCAAAUACGAGCUAUGUCUGCGCCUGCCCUGAUGAUAUGGAACUGGUUGCUGGAAUUAAUUGCAGACAUAUUGAAGACUAUCGACCUCAAUACCUGAUCGUGGGUGGAGGCGCAUCGUUCACUCGUAUCCAGUACAACAUGCUGGGGAACCCGGAGAGUCACGCCACGCACUUUGAUGUCGGAAGAGUACAAGCAAUGGCUUACGACAACAUUAGAGAUGUACUAUACUUGUAUGACGGACAACGUAAGAGUAUCAACUUCAUAAGUAUGAAAGAGUUUCUGUUGGGCGUUACACACUUGUUCAUUUACGACGGACUCGAAAACGUCGUUGACAUGUCUUACGAUUAUGUAACGGAUUCACUUUAUAUCCUGGACUCGGGCCGUCGUAUUAUCGAGGUGGUCUCCUUGAAGACCAAGCAGAGAGCUCUGCUGUACCGCUUCCGUGAUGAGGAGAUACCAGUCAGUCUAUGUGUUAUGUCGGAUUAUGGGAGAAUGAUGGUAGCGAUAGUAGAAAGUGAACAAAGCAAUGAGAUUCACGUUGAUAGCAUUGGUUUAGAUGGAGAGGACAGGAAACAUCUUUUGAUGAACAACUUGAUGGGACCAUACGUGCGUUUGCGAUACGCACAAAACAUGGAUGUGGUUUUCGUAUCAGACGAAGGUCACGGCACAAUUGACUUUGUGCAUCCAGAAGGUACCGGUCGUGAAAAUUUCCGUGAGCUGACAACUACUAUUGCUAGUCUCGCCGUCACAGAUAACUACGUGUUCUGGACAGGUCGAAGAACUGCCCAACUCUUCUGGUCCGACGUGCAUGAGAUUACGCACAAGAUAAGACGAAUCGAGCUAUCGAUCUUUCCCAAUAACACGCAGUUACACAUCCUAGCCACAACACCACAGCCAAGUACUGACAGUCCCCUCAUAAGACACCCAUGUCUGACCCACAACCCUUGCUCUGCUGUCUGCGUCCAGCGACCUCAUACAACCCCCCAUCAUUCCCCUAACAACUUCACCAUGGGGUACAAGUGUCUCUGUCCUCCUGGCCUGGUCCUCAAGAAUGGCAACUGCACCAUGGUUGCCAACUGCAAACAAAACGAAUUCUAUUGUCAUAAAACGAAUCAAUGUUUUCUAAUGAGCCAAAAAUGUGAUGGAAAAAAGGAUUGUCUAUUUGGUGAAGAUGAGGAAGGCUGUGCAGUGAGCAAAGGCGUGGAAGCGACUAUAUGUUCGUCACUGGAAACCUUCUGCGAUGGUAAAUGCAUAAAUAAAAAUGAGGUCUGUAAGUCUGCAGACACGGCUAAAAAUAACCAGACGUGCAGUCCAACUCAAUUCAAAUGCACGAAAGAUCACAUUUGCAUCGAGAGGUCGCUAGUGUGUGACGGUCAUGUCGAAUGCCCCGACGGUUCAGACGAGGAUCCAACUUCAUGCGACACACUAUCUUGCUUCGUUACUGAAUUUAUGUGUGCAACAGGGUCCUGCAUUCCGAUCUAUUGGCGCUGCGACGGCAGUGAAGACUGCGUGGACGGUUCUGAUGAACUCAAAUGUGAGAACAAGAGCUGCAACUUAGGUCAGUUCCAGUGCCACAGCGGGGAGUGUAUAGAGCUGAACAAGAGAUGCGACGGCGAGUUGAACUGCUUCGACCAUUCUGACGAGGACAACUGUGACGUCACCGACGGCUUCGAGGCCAUAGUCAGUUUAUUUGAACUUACUGUUAAGACAUUGGAGGAGAGACCGCGCUGCCAGCCCUGGGAAUACACUUGCGAGCACAAUGACAGCAUUUGCUUACCGCUAACUGUUAGAUGUAACGCCAAAGUGGACUGUCCUGGUGGCACUGAUGAGGCAGGUUGUGACUUCCGCUGCGCGCCGCACGGUCUUUUCGAGUGCAAGCAGGAGAUGAGCUGCGUCGCCAAGAAACAGCUUUGCGACGGCAAAAAUGAUUGCAUGGACGGCUCAGAUGAGACACUUGAAGCUUGCAGGAAGGUCAACGCGACUUUACCUCAUAACAUCGCUAAGUAUCCUGCUGCGCAAUGUCGGAACGGUUACUUGUGCAACAACGGACAAUGCAUAGAGUUGUCGGAGUUAUGCGACGGCACGCCCAACUGCUUUGAUGGCAGCGACGAGAAUGGACAGUGUAACAUUGGCUGCGAAACAUUGGGUUGCGAGCAGAAAUGCGUGCGCACGCCUCAAGGUCCGCGCUGCGAAUGCCGGCUGGGCUACAAGCGCGCGCCCCCUGCCGGCUGCGUUGACAUCGACGAGUGUGCGCUUGAUGUGUGCUCGCAGAAGUGCAGGAAUGUGCCUGGUUCCUUCAUAUGCUCCUGUCAUCAUGGAUAUGCGUUAAGGUCAGAUAGCAGGUCGUGCAAGGCGGUGCGGGGCGGAAUGUCAGUACUAUACGUGUCCGGUAACACAGUGCGUGCGGUGUUCCCAGACUACAAGCAGCGUUUGGAAUACCAUGAUACCAAUCUAGCAUCUAUCAACGAUCUAGACUUUAACGUUAGAAAGAACUUGCUGUACGUAGCAUCAGCCGCAUCUGGGAAACUGAUCGAAGUGAACGCGACCAGAGAUGAUGUCUCCGUCACGAACAUCGGCAGACCGACAAAGGUGGGUGUGGACUGGAUAACGGGUAACGUGUAUUUCGUGGAUAGCACACCUGGAGCUAGCUGCUUCCGCGUCUGCAGCAUGCGUAAGAAAAGGUGCGCCAAGCUACAGAAGUUGCCUACUGAUGCUCAGGUGACUGCAUUAGCAAUAGACCCAGCAGCACGUCGUAUGUUCUACUGCAUCAACCGGGAACUAGAGUCAGUGGUGCGAUCAGCCUCAUUGAACGGCCGUCGGCUGUCAGAUGUGGCCACUGUCAGGAACUGCACCGGUAUCGCAGUUGAUUCCUUUACUAGGAUGCUGUACGUUGCGGAAACUGGACCCUCUCAUGUACUCCGAAUGGAUUACGAAGGGAACAAUAUGAAAACAGUUCUUUCCAACGACCGUAGUCUUCAAGCGCCGCACGGUCUUGCCAUAUUUGAAGAUUCAAUAUUCUUUCUUGGCGCGAACACGUUCAAGUUAAACCGUUGCUUGUUACACGGCGUGAAAACGUGCGAGCCUUAUCUAUACCUACCAUUUGACGCUAACACGUUCGUGUUACGUCACGAGAGCGUGCAGCGUGACGACGUGACGGACGAGUGCGAGCGCGUGACGUGCGCAGGAGUGUGCACGUUGGAUGACGCGGGGCCGGCGUGCGUGUGCGUCAGUGGCGCCCUCAGUAGUGAUGGUACUUGCCCGUUGGUGAAGCAAGCGCAGUUGCCACUAUUUAACGGUUGGCUGCAACAAGAUUACGUACAACACGCUUACUCAUACACACUGGUUGCGAUCGUACUGACUCUAUUCGGAGCUUACAUCUGCCUCUUUAUUUACUACCACUUCGUAAGGAAACCCGCCAAAAAACGAGCUGGGGAAUACACGCAAGUACGUUAUCAGAAUAAUGGGUUGGAGACAACGCCCAAUCUUGGUUUGGACAAUCCUAUCUUCAGUUUACCACCUACAGUCGGAGGUAUUGCGCAUGAGUUCGUGAACCCAUUGCAGUUUGUUAGAGAUGUUUGGAGGCAAUCUCUACCGAGAAACAGGCCAAUCGGCACUGCGGGCAUCACAUUUGACUCUCCGCAGAUGAGACAGGACUCUGACACGGAAUCGGAUCUAGAUUUGAGAGAAACAAGAAGAAUAUUAAGAAAUUAAUAUGAGGAAUCUAACAGUGGAU
This is a messenger RNA of Papilio machaon (common yellow swallowtail), 5488 nucleotides long. It is a transcript of the gene yl, whose product is annotated as putative vitellogenin receptor. The coding region runs from base 1 to 5466 and encodes 1821 amino acids. The transcript has 36 exons. NCBI's taxonomy places the organism in Eukaryota, Metazoa, Arthropoda, Insecta, Lepidoptera, Papilionidae. Gene Ontology annotation, molecular function: calcium ion binding; protein binding. The record is from RefSeq and is a predicted model, not a curated record.